This is a messenger RNA of Prorocentrum cordatum, 597 nucleotides long. The record is from the annotation of a GenBank genome assembly. NCBI's taxonomy places the organism in Eukaryota, Dinophyceae, Prorocentrales, Prorocentraceae.
GACCACCAGAGCGAGAGGUCAGGCCGGGAUGUAUUGGCGGAUCUUCUUGAGAAUCCCGAGUCGAGCUUCGCAGCGCGGGCCAUUCACUAUUUCCUGAUCGUCGCGAUUCUGGCAAGCACUCUUGCUGUCAUUGUUGAGACCCUGCCCACAUUUCGUAUGGACCCGCUGUUCUUCGCAGGGGAAAUGGUUGUUACUGCAAUAUUCACGAUCGAGUUUGCUUUGCGCCUCUACACCUGCAAAAGUCUCCGCGAGUUUGCUACCAAUAUCUUCAACGUUAUAGAUUUUCUGGCAACGUUUCCAGGCUACGUGGAGCUGUUGCUCGUGAUGUCGUACGCCACUGGUGAGGGACACGUGGCUGAGCACCCAAGGCACAUGCAGCACGUGCACAAGGCGGCGAGUUCCAUGCGCACGCUGCGCAUGAUUCGUAUCGUGAGGCUUGCCCGAGUCUUCCGCGUAAUGAGGAUCGCCAAGGUUGCAAGGCACUCCAAGCUGCUGAGCAUCAUCGUCGCGGUUUUCAUCAGGGUGUCUCAGUCCGGCCUGCUCAUGGUCCUCAUCCUCAUGGGCUUCGCGAUGGUCCUUAGCGCCUCACUGGUCUAG